Colletotrichum destructivum is the source of this 1533-nucleotide messenger RNA. Its product is annotated as Putative lactate/malate dehydrogenase, malate dehydrogenase, active, L-lactate/malate dehydrogenase. Gene Ontology annotation, cellular component: cytoplasm; mitochondrion. The transcript has 3 exons. Lineage: Eukaryota; Fungi; Ascomycota; Sordariomycetes; Glomerellales; Glomerellaceae. The record is from RefSeq and is a predicted model, not a curated record. Gene Ontology annotation, biological process: tricarboxylic acid cycle; malate metabolic process. Gene Ontology annotation, molecular function: L-malate dehydrogenase (NAD+) activity. Bases 175 to 1176 code for a protein of 333 amino acids.
GUCCUUUGCUGUCCUGUCCUGUCUGUCCCGUUCCCCGUGGCCAAACUUAUUUCGCGCGCCUCUUAAAUUUUUAACCUCUCUUCCUUCCCUCUCACCCACCUUCAACCAACCUACCAACCUACUCAAUUGUGUCCCAUCUACCACCCUCACACACAAACCCCCUCCGUCGCAAACAUGUCUUUCGUCCAGCGCCGCAUGUUCUCCGCCUCGGCGAGAAGCCUCUCCAAGGUCACCGUCCUCGGUGCCGCCGGUGGUAUUGGCCAGCCCCUCUCCCUGCUCAUGAAGCUCAACCCCAGAGUCACUGAGCUCGCCCUCUACGACAUCCGCGGAGGCCCUGGUGUCGCCGCCGACAUCUCCCACGUCAACACCAAGUCCUCGGUCAAGGGCUACGACCCCACCGCCACUGGCCUCGCCAGCGCCCUCAAGGGCGCCGAGGUUGUCCUCAUCCCCGCCGGUGUUCCCCGCAAGCCUGGCAUGACCCGUGACGACCUCUUCAACACCAACGCCUCCAUCGUCCGCGACCUCGCCAAGGCCUGCGCCGAGUCGUGCCCCGACGCCAACAUCCUCGUCAUCUCCAACCCCGUCAACUCCACCGUUCCCAUCGUCUCCGAGGUCUUCAAGGCCCGCGGCGUCUACAACCCCAAGCGCCUCUUCGGUGUCACCACCCUUGACGUCGUCCGCGCCUCCCGCUUCGUCUCCGAGAUCAAGGGCACCGACCCCAAGGACGAGAACAUCACCGUCGUCGGCGGUCACUCGGGCGUCACCAUCGUUCCCCUUUUCUCCCAGAGCAACCACCCCGACCUGAGCUCCAACGCUGAGCUCGUCAACCGCGUCCAGUUCGGCGGUGACGAGGUCGUCAAGGCCAAGGACGGCGCCGGCUCCGCCACCCUGUCCAUGGCUUUCGCCGGUGCCCGCAUGGCCGAGUCCCUGCUCCGCGCCUCCCAGGGCGAGAAGGGCAUCAUCGAGCCCACCUUCGUCGACUCUCCCCUCUACAAGGACCAGGGAAUUGACUUCUUCUCCUCCAAGGUCGAGCUCGGCCCCAACGGUGUCGAGAAGAUCCUGCCCCUCGGCAAGGUUGACGCCGCCGAGGAGAAGCUCCUCGAGGCCUGCUUCGCCGACCUCAAGAAGAACAUCGCCAAGGGUGUCGCUUUCGUCGCCCAGAACCCCCCCAAAUAAAUGUGCAAUCAAGCCGCCUUCCAAUGAGGGGCGAGGUGCCGAUUUAAUCUAGGGGAGGGCGGAAACGUCUUCUUGUUGUAGUAGUAGUAGUAGAUGGGGACCAUGGUUGAGUAGGGUUGGAAACACAAAUCACUCUCUCUCUCUUCUCGGCGGCCCAGCUCGACGGAAUGAUACCUCACCAAUUGCGUUUGGGCGUGUGUACGGCUGGGAGGGAACAACGGGUAGAAACGGAGGCGCAAAAAGUCGUGCUUUCCUACUCGCGGCAUCGACUUUAGGUCUGCCUCUGUACCAUAAAUUUCAAACAUGCUUGACUUGAUGUCCGGCCCCUACAUGAAUUGAUUUGCGAGAUGCUCGACU